AUGGGCAACGACAAGAAGAUCGGCGCCUACUAUGCGCCUACCGGUGGCCUGCCACCCCAAACACAGCUCCUCACCGACCGCGCCAUGUUCACCGAGGCCUACGCCGUCAUUCCCAAGGGCACAUUCAGCGACAUCGUGACGAGCUUCCUGCCAUUCUGGGAACAGACACGCCUAUGGGUGAUCGCCCGCCCGCUCUCCGGCUUCGCUGAGACCUUCUCGCAAUACAUCAUGGAGGUGCAACCGGGCGGUGGCAGUGACCGCGCCGAGCUCGACGACGCUGCCGAGGGUGUUGUGUUCGUGGUCGAGGGCGAAGUGACCAUCACGCUGGCCGGAGAAUCCCACACACUGGCCGAGGGCGGCUACGCUUAUCUCCCGCCCAAGAGCGGCUGGACCCUCCGCAACGCCGGCGCCUCGACUGCCCGUUUCCACUGGGUUCGCAAGGCGUACGAAUACGUCGAGGGUCUUGACAAGCCCGACCCGCUUUUCCUUAACGAGAAGGAUAUCAAGCCCACCGAGAUGCCCGGCACUAACGGUGCGUGGGCUACCACCCGCUUCGUGGACCCCUCCGAUCUGCGCCACGAUAUGCACUGCACCAUUGUUACCUUCGAGCCUGGCGGUGUUAUCCCCUUCGCCGAGACCCAUGUCAUGGAGCACGGUCUCUAUGUGCUGGAGGGUAAGGCCGUGUACCGCCUCAACCAGGAUUGGGUCGAGGUCGAGGCCGGUGAUUUCAUGUGGCUGCGUGCCUUCUGCCCGCAGGCUUGCUAUGCUGGUGGCCCGGGCAAGUUCCGCUACCUGCUUUACAAGGAUGUCAACCGCCACAUGAAGCUCGCUCCUCCCUCCCGACUUUAA
This is a messenger RNA of Penicillium cataractarum, 849 nucleotides long. RefSeq lists its product as uncharacterized. NCBI's taxonomy places the organism in Eukaryota, Fungi, Ascomycota, Eurotiomycetes, Eurotiales, Aspergillaceae. The record is from RefSeq and is a predicted model, not a curated record. The transcript has a single exon. Gene Ontology annotation, molecular function: ureidoglycine aminohydrolase activity. Bases 1 to 849 code for a protein of 282 amino acids.